GGCUGUGCGCAGGACCGUAGUAGUAACUGGAGUGUCGCGCAGUGAGGGUGCCCGGUGCUUUCCCGCGGACUCGGUGACUGGAGCGGAUUGGACUGGCUCUCACAGUGGUUGGCCUCGCUCGCUCUGGUGAAAGACGGUCCAUGCAGGGAGUGUGGCCCUAAAGAGACAUGUGUUGGGCCUAGGGAAAGUGAGUCCUGGCUGGCUGGUUGGUUGAUGGCAUUGCACAAGGAUUCUGUUCGAGUCUAGUCGGCUUCUGAUAGUCAUACGGUUACGGAAAAGAGGAAGAGAAAGAAGAGCAAGAAGAAUGCGCGCCAACAUGUCUGCCGCGUCCUCAGACCACUCCGAUCCUACCACGAUCUCGGGGAAGGUGAAGAGAGCGCCUUCCUCCGCCAGCAGCAGCGGGGGUAGCAGCUGCAGCAACAAUAACAACAACAACACCAACACCAACAGUCUGAAGGCAAAGAAGCAGCAGCAGGGGCAGGGGCAAGUUCAGCAGGGGGCGGGGGCGAGGCGGCGACGAUGGUGCUGUUCCCGCUACCACCUGAACAGCGUAUGGUCCAUCUGGUACUGCCUGGUGACCCUCGGCUUCCUCGCCUACCUCGUGAUGGGCGGUGUCAAGAGGUUCCUGGCGUAUGCUGCGCUGCCGUGGCCCAAAGACGAGCAGCCGUACGUGGAGCUGAACGCGUACGUGGGCCUGGUGGGGGCGUCCGUGGUGGUGGCGCCCUUCUUCCUCCUCACGUCGUUCCUCAAGGUCGGGAAUCUCGCCAACGACGGGUACAAGCUGGGCGCCUCCCUCUCCACCUGCAGCAGAGACCCGCCGCCCGUGCCCCUGCCCUCCCCCGGCCUCGUCAGGAACCUGUGGCUACAUGGCGUGCCCACCGCGCCCUUCCUGCACCUGGUGGCCGCCUUUUGCCUCCUGCUGCCACGCACGCUCAUGCAGGCCACCCUCAUCUCCUCCGGCUUCCUCCCGAGGGAUGAAAUUUGGAAGACAGAUCUGGACUUCCUGGUGCCACACAACGACAGACUGAUCGUGCAGAGCGUCAUGAACGUCUCCGCGUUGACCCAAGACGUCUUACCGCUCCCCGCCCCACUGCGUGCCGCGGCGGAAGACCCAACCACCGACUCGCCUCACCCGCAGGACACACAGACCAAAAGUAAACGCAAACACGUCUCCGGAAAGAGCUCGUUCGCGGCGCCUGAAGGGAAGGUCUCGUACAACACGCCCAAGUGGGAAGCAACAGGAGAACCGCCCGGGAACGUCGUCCACGAGUCUAGCGGGCGAGUCUCGUGGAGAGCGCCGCUGCCAGGGGAGAGUCCAACGGUGCCAACGCGUCUGCCGGAGGUCGGAGAGUGGAGUCCGCUGUCCCCCGAGCUGCUCAACUACACCAUCGCCCUCCUGGUGUUCGCUAUCAGGUACCCGUCCGUGUUCUGGCACACCAACAAGGCGUUCGGGUUGCUCUUCUCCCUCCAGCUGAUCGUGAACGGCGUCCACACCAUCCUCAUCAUCACCGCCUUCACCAUCCUCUACAAGCUGCACGUGUGUGGGGGCGGUCUAGAGCUCAGGGGCGGCGAGAGCUUCCUCCUGAACCUACCAGCCACGGUGGGGCUGCUGCUGUCCGCGGUGAUGCUGGUGACAGUGUCCUCCUCCGCCCUCUAUCUCUACGGCUACCAAAAGUUCACGCAGUUCGUUGCGCGCAGCCGACAACGCUACCACAUCACGUUUGAGAGAGAGCCGGGAACGGUGAGCAGCUUCAUGCCGCCGUGCGUCGCCCUGGUGGUGCUGGUGGGGCUGGGGCUGACGCACGGGCCGCUGCUGUGGGACCUGUCGCUGGUGUACCGCGGCUCGCUGGACGCCGUGGUGCUGGCGGCGGUGAUCGGCACCAUCGUCCACCUGUUCCUGUGGGUGGUGCUGUGGCUCAUCCUCACCCUGAAGUCUAAAUGGACCUUCAAGCUACGUGUGACGGUGGGUAGGGCGUGCGUGUCCUCCGCCCGCUCCAUCAAGCUGGUGAACGACGUGGAGCUGGUGAACUCGGAGGGCCCGAGGGGAGGGCAGGCCAGCGCCCCCCUGCUGGUGGUGGGCGCGGGCAAGGCCUACGCCAUCACGGACUCGGCCCCGAAGAAGACCAUCAUGGGUGUUGUACAGAAGACCCACCAGGAGCGGCGUGCCCGGGGCCAGGAGGAGGAGAUCUACUGGCUGCGGCCGAGCAAGCCCACGCACUCCCCCGCCAAGCCUAUGUCCCCCCGCAACAAAGUCACUUUUGAUGAGGGGAACCUCCUCACCUCCCCAAGCCGGAAAGGACGUGGCAGGAGUCAAGAGAGGCCUCAGGAGCCCACCUAUCGCCGGGUGACCACACUGUCAGACUCGGAUGAUGAGGCCGGGGAUUAUGCCCUCCUCCGGGAGACUGGGACAAACCACAACAGUCGUGCACCUCCACAGGACCCAAGAUAUGUGGACCGCCAGCAGAUCCUGGCAUACAGGCGGGCCAUGGAGGAACGACUGACAGCACAGCAGGCGCCAGACUACGAGGAUGCUGACCACCUCAACACACGCAGCCCACAGACCACGCACCACCAUGACACACAGGGACCCAUGACACCCCGCAGCACACGCAGCAAUGACUCCGGGGUUGUGCCCGAGGAACACUCUCAACGCAGUGACUCUGUUUCUACUUCUUCCUCCAACACGCCGCCAGAGCACUCGGAGGAGUCAGGGGUGCACUCUGGGGCCACAGACUUGAUUAGACACAGGUCAAACAGUGUGGAUGACCUGACCCAGCUGCCACCUGACCCCAACCAGCUACCAACCUCCCCAAAGACUGUCUCCCUGCAGCGGCCACCCCUCACCUCCUCCCCUGGCAGUCCUUACGGGUACAGCCCCGGCCGCACCAUCUCUCCAGGACCCGGAGCUCUGGUGUACCCCGCAGCCGAAUCCACAGUGGUGAUUCGCCGCCAGAGGAGCAUUGCACAAGACAUCAAACCACCCGUGGAUCCCAUCUAUGGCAGCCGCCCACUCACUUCAUUUACUGACCAGCAGCAACAGCAACAUCAGCAACAGCAAAAACAACAGCAACAGCAGCAGCAACAGCAACAGCAGCAGCAUGGAGCCAGGAGAGAAACAAUGCAAGAUGACUUAUUGGCUGUGGCCCAAAACAGCUUCAACAGCAGCCAGUCCACUAACUCCAGCGGCUAUCACAGCAGUAGUGCCAACCCCAGCAGUGGAAGUAAUAGUUCUCGAAAUUCCCCUGUUCCACAGUACCCCGGGCCGUCCCUCUCCCCGAGUAAUUCUGUACUUGCACAAAAGCAACAGUGUGUGUAUGGUCCACUGGGUCGUCCUGGUGUGAGGGUUGGUGCCCACAGCCCCCAAAGUAUUUAUGGCCGCACCACCGGAAGUUUGUCUGGGCCCCAGCGGCUGCCACAGGCUCCACAAAUCCCCCUGCCUCCCAUCCCCCAAGGCUGUGUCUCCUCAGGUCCUGGGCACCAAAGUUCUCAUCAGGACAUCUAUGGUCGCACCACCGGGCAAAAAAUAUAUGGCCCAAUAGUUGAGUCUGGCCCCAGCAUAGGCAGACAGCCAGUGGGGCGCUCAGUGAGCCUGCGUGCUGCCUCUGGAGCAGUGCCCAAGUACAACAUGCCAGGGAGAUUUGACCAUCUGCCACAAGAGUCCUGCUACAAGACCAAUGUGUGAACCUGGAGGCUGCUGAUGCUAUGUUGAUGAUGUCCGAUGUCCUGGAUGGUGAUCUGACCCUUGGUACACAUCGGUCUUCUUGCUCCACCAUCUUGUGCUCAAAAAGUGUCCCUCAACAAUCUGCCGGCCGUCCAGCACUGGUAACUUGUGACCAGGUCAGUGACAUGACCUGCCCUGCCAUGCCUCUGGCAUACACCACAAGAUGAGUUAGAACUCUUAAGUGUACACUGUACUAGAUUCUAAGGUACUGCAAAUUUAAUAAUGUUAGUACAUAUCAUAGCUCCUAGUUUUUAAUAUGUCUAUCCAGUAUUACAAUGAUGUUCUCCUUAACCCGGCAUUAUGAAUCUGGCACUUGCAGAAUAUUUUCAUAUUUGGUGAGAAAUAUUCUGUCUGAAGUGCACUGUGGAGAUGAGACAGAAAUCCAAUGACCAAGGAGCCUUGUUUGGGUGUCAACAGUCCAAACUUGCAUCCUUGCAGACAACGUCAGUAGCUCCACCAAGGAGUGACUGGCCCCUGUGUGAAUGGCCAAAGCAAGUCUACUUAAUUUUUUUUGUUAUUGUUGUUGUUGACAUUAUCAUUUUUUAUUAUUAUUAUUAUAUUAUCACACUAUUAUCAUAGUCAUUACCAUAAUUAUAUUUUUACAUUUAUAUACUUAAGUUAUGAGAACCACAGUACAUGAUCUACCACCACCACACUACCGGAGGUGUGUGGUGGUUAGCAAGCCAGCUACAAAUCCACGAGCCAGGGUUCAAUCCUGGCCUAGGGCAUCCAUCACCCAACUCAUCCAGCUGAUCACCACCCCUUUUGGGCUAGUUGAUACAGGGAAACCUGGGGAAACUGUGGUAACCUGGAUACCACACUUGCCCCAAGCCCUGUCAUAGUGAGUUCUUACCCAUCACAGGCUCAGAGACCAAUUAGAGAAGAGAUGAGUACCAAGGCCACGCACAGCCUAGUUUAUGCCCCCAACUUUGCGUUACCUAGGACUUUCUUGGAGGGAUCCCUGGGGCUGGCACUGUAGGGUGGGUGAGAGGAUGAGCCACCCUGCCCCAGUGUGCCCCUACUGAUUGAUUGAAUAUACAUAUUUAGAAACUUCACCACACAUUUGCAACCAGUGUCUUAUGAGUUUUCUCAUUAAUGCCUAACAGUUUUGAUUUUCUUAUUUGAAAGAAAAUCAUUAUUAAAGUAAAUUGAAACACCAUCUUCAAUUUUCCUUUGGCAAAAAUCAAUUUUUGUAAAAAAAAUCUUAUACCAUUAUUUUGCACUGCCUCACACACCACUGAGUGAUGGCAGUAGUUUUUCAUAACAAUGUAAUGUCUCUCUGUGAGGCUAAGAGCUUACCCUUGGUUACUAUAAAAGGUCAGUGAUUUCAGUGCAAUCUGCUGCUUCCUUCAAGCACUGGCAGCAGCAGAUUUGAAUAAAUAUGGUUACUUUAGCUAGUUUUAGGUGACAUUAAAUUUCAAAUCGUAUUGAAUAUCAUAUUUGAAAUCUGGAAAAUAUUGUGGAUAUGACAUGUGAAUUAUGAUCUUGAAGUGAAAUAUCAAUUCUAAGCCACAAAUUAGUGCAAUUCAGAUAUGAUCUCAAGUUUGCUCAUUUUUUUGUGCCAAACCUUUCGUUGCUAAAGUUUUUGUUCGGAUGUGAACCAAGAAAUUUUGUGAGUGUACAGGCUACAAAACAAAAAUGUUCAGUACUCCUUGCUCCGACACCCUAUGCAAAAACGACUGCUACCUACACCGUGAUUACUUGGUGAGGUGAUAUUUUUUCCACACCACUGUAAAAAUCAAUGCAUUUCAUCUUCUAACAUGUUCCAACUAAACAACAACACAGGGCAGCCAUUAAAUCAGGUGUUUGUUCAGAAUCCCUCGUCUGGUGUGGCAUAAUACUUUAUAUGCCCUUUGCUGGCUGUAAGAGCACCAAAUAUUUUUAGCCUGUACAUAUUAAUUAUGAAAACUAAUCUUGGAGAACAUGGUGUAGGGCUUUGUGUAUGUGUCUUGGACUUGCAAUCACCAGCAAGUACCCUCCCGACAUGAGCAAGCUCAUGCUCAUUAUAGUCGAUCUAUGGGUACUGCCAGGACCUCACACACCACACACCCCAUCCCCCUUACUCAAGGGGGGACAGUAACCAGUCCCCCCUUGUCAGUGGAAAGAUUCCGGUCUGAGCGAGGCUCGAACCACCACCUGUCAGGCUGUGAAGCCAGGCAGCACAGCGCUCUAACCAAUUGAGCUACAGAGUGGUGUGUGUGUGUGUGUGUGUGUGUGUGUGUGUGUGUGUGUGUGUAAUGCAUCCAUACACAGCAUCACUGCCUGGUAGUCCACUCUACUAACCAAGCUUUGACAUCAACGCUUGCCACAGCCCCUUUGUCUGUCUCAAACAGUCAUGUCUUUGUAAGCAAACACAACUUUCAUGAAUUGAGGUUUCUAAUGGGAUUCAGGGCAUCCAGUAAAAGGCUGUCUGUACAAAGUUCUGCCUGCCCCUCAGUCCUCUGAGUACAAUUUGCAAACACAAAGAUAAAGUUAAAAUAGUGCUUAUUCUAUAACCAUGUAGUGUGUGUGUGUGUGUGUGUGUGUGUGUGUAACUAUUUUACCCCAGGCCACAGUCUUCCUCCUCGAGGACCAAAUCACACACUGGGGUGCUGAAAGAAUUACUGGUGAAAUUUUUUGCCAAAUUUGCAUAUCUAGUCUGCCACUUCUUGUUUCCCAAAGAUAGAUGAGAAAAGUAAACUGGAUUUCCUGUGAGUUACUAUCUUCCUUUCUCAACAUACACUACUAUUAAUUGGAUGAAAUUAUUUUUAUAUCUUAAUAGAUUUUUAAAACAUAUAUAUAUGUGUGUGUACCUGCCUUCUGUGAGAGGUUCCUGCAUUACAAGUUGGUGUUGUUGUUUUCUCUGAAGAGUCUUGGUGUGAGUUGUUCCUGAGUUAUGAUGCAGCGUGUAAAUAUUUGUACAAGUCCAAUAAAAUCUCUUUGGUCUUUGUGGAACUGAGA
This is a messenger RNA of Eriocheir sinensis (Chinese mitten crab), 6661 nucleotides long. RefSeq names its product protein tincar-like. The coding region runs from base 305 to 3682 and encodes 1125 amino acids. The record is from RefSeq and is a predicted model, not a curated record. The transcript is spliced from 15 exons. NCBI's taxonomy places the organism in Eukaryota, Metazoa, Arthropoda, Malacostraca, Decapoda, Varunidae.